UGAUAUGCUAAUAAGAGAAGGUAGUAGAAGUGAGGUUGCCAUAUUUUGUUUCUCCAUUUUGGUUUUUGUUUUGUUUUUUGGUUGAUACCUUCUGAGCUAAGCCAAAAAGCAGUCUAUGAUCAACUUGAAAAACCAAAACUCUGUCACCACCUUCCAUUACAAAUUUCAUCUCUUUAUAAAAUCAACACACCCUUCUUUCACUCUCCAUUACCUUCUUAAUCACUCACUAAUUUCUCUUUUUCUUACUAUUAGUAUAAAACACAAAAACACACUUCAAAACAAAAACUAACCAAAAAUAGCAAUGGAAACAACCUCAUUCCCCAUUCUUGAUUUUGUCCCUGUUGGUUUCAGAUUCCGUCCAACAGAUGAAGAGCUUGUUAACCACUACCUUAAAAACAAGUUACUUGGUAAUGAUUCCAUUCUUCACAAUGUUAUAGCUGAAGUUGAUGUUUGCAAGUUUGAACCUUGGGACUUACCAGCUUGUUCCGCGAUAAAAUCUGAUGACCCAGAAUGGUUUUUCUUGUGUGCUCGUGAUUAUAAAUAUGCAAAAAGUAAGAGGCUUAACAGGAGGACAAAGUGUGGUUUUUGGAAAGCUACUGGAAAUGAUCGUAACAUUAAGGUUAGGGGUACUAACAAGGUUAUUGGGACUAAGAAGACUCUUGUUUUUUAUAAAGGUUGUGUUCCUGGUGUUAAGACCAAUUGGGUUAUUCAUGAGUAUCAUGCUGUCACCUUUGAGGAUAGCCAGAGGAACUUUGUUUUAUGUCGCUUGAUGAAGAAAGCUGAGAAAAAUGGUGAAGAUGAAACUGAUACAAUGAUAUGUGAUGAAGGGGAGCCUAGUAGACCUCUGAGUUCUGACUAUGAAAAUCAAGAAACAGUAGAAGGAAUUUCAGAUGUAGACGGUACUUUGCAAGAAAUGAACAUGGAAUCGUUAUUUCAGGCGCCUCAUCAGGCUGACAGAUACUUUCCCUUCUCAACUCAACAAUCUUCAAUCUUCGAAAAUGAGCAGGAGGUAUCGUUCCAGAACUAUCGAUUUCCCGAUGCCUAUUUUGGAAAUGAAAACAUCGUUGUGCAAAGUCCAUUUGAAACUAUUGAAGAGGAAAAUAAGUUCAUCAAAUCAAUGUUUAUUGAUGGAGAGUUUGUUACUAGUGAAAGAAGAAGACAUGCUUUUGUCAAUGGUCCCACCGAGUCCGAGUCGUUGAGAAGGGUCUAUUAUCAAAGCAUUGACUCAAAUGUUGAAGUAGUUUCGACACCGUUUGGUGAUAUUCCGGACACUUCAACUGCAUAUCUUGAAUAUCGUGGUUCAAUUGAAUACAAUGCAUCAAAUGUGUUUCAAUCAAUGCAUGGUGUUCUACAUGGAAGCACAUGUCUUGUAUCAUCUAACAACAGCAAUAGCCAAAGUACCUUUCAAGAUGAUUUCCUGGGAGUGGAGGCAUCCUCUUGUGACUCAACUGCAGAUAAACCUUCAGAGUUCAAUUGUAAUGAAAAUGAAAUUUCUAGUUCUCCUUCCACUCUAAGAAGGAACAAAAACCAGUAUCAUCCACUCAAACACAAAGGAAGGUUUCAAGCAAUGCAGAAAAAAUUUAGAAACCAGAAGCCAACAUUCCUCUAAGGUCAAUAGAGAAGGUUAUUUCAUCUUCAUGGAAACACCUUCAUCAAACCAAAGCCUUUUCCACAUCGGUAUAUCUUGUUAAUGUGUAAUUAUAAGGAUUUUGUUGUUAAUAGUCAUUAGCUAGGAAAUGCUAUUAUGUUAGAGGUGCUGUUAAGGCAUGUGAAAGGUUAUGCAAGUGUUUGCUUUAGGAAUUGCACCACUAUAAGAUAGAUAAGGUUUUAUAGUUCACAUGGAUUCUGCAAUUAUGCAAGCUGGCUGCAUCUUUCUUAUCAUAAUGAAAAUAUAUUUGCUCAUUUAUGGGGGUUUAAGUGUGGAUUCAACCCUUAAACUGGUUUUUCAAAAGAUAGAUAAGGUUUUAAAAAUGUUUUGUGCUUUAUAUCAUCACAAAAGUAAUAAAAAAUGAUUACUAGUUGGAGCUCUAGUAAAAAUAUACUCUUUUGUCCCCAAAAUGCUAAUUUCUUAAGUAAAAACAGAAAGAAUUAGGUGAUUGAACUUAAGUGAUUAACUAGUUUUAGUUUAAGACAGGUCGUUCAGGAGAACCUGAAUUCGAAUCUUGGUUGGAACAAUUAUUGAUCAAACUUUACUUACUUUCCGGUCAAACUCCGGAUUACCAAGAUUUUGUCCCCUUGUGGCCACAUGAUUUUUACUUGAGGAAUCGCAUCACGAUGAAAUUAUUGAACAAGCAGAUCUCUGAGAUUCCUUACACGAACAGAAAUUCCAACCUUUAGCAUCACAAAAACUGAAUUAUAGACAAGGAAAAUGGUGAUUAUUAGCAGAAGAUUUAUUAUAUGCUUAAUGUGCAGAACCUAUUGCUGAAGAACUCAAUGACUGUAUGGAUGACACUGGUUUGGACUUGAGCAAUGAAGCCUUAAUUCUAAUCAUGCUCAGUUCAACAUUGAGCAAUGAUGCCUUCAUUCAGAACACAUUUUUGAAGAAAUAUUGAUCCCAUUUUUUUCUCUUUCUGUUAUUUGAUUUCAACUUUGAGCAUAUUUUGUAUUUCUAGUAGUUUUUUUCUCUUGAUGUUUAGUAAUUAGUUUCUGUUGUUUGGAAAAACUAGCUAAGAGAAAUUCGGUAACCUUGUAAUUUGGCUAUCCUUUUUAGGGGUGAACUGUUUCAUAUAUUUUUUAUUUGAUUUA
This is a messenger RNA of Cicer arietinum (chickpea), 2745 nucleotides long. Its product is annotated as NAC domain-containing protein 69-like. Gene Ontology annotation, biological process: regulation of DNA-templated transcription. Gene Ontology annotation, molecular function: DNA binding. Lineage: Eukaryota; Viridiplantae; Streptophyta; Magnoliopsida; Fabales; Fabaceae. The record is from RefSeq and is a predicted model, not a curated record.